AUGUUUGCUGCCAACCACGCGCCCUCGUCUUCCAACAGCUUCUACUGCGAUCCGCAGAUGGUCAAGAAACUCCUCGGCACCGAAGACAAGAUUCGCCACACUGCUGCUCGGCACGCUCAUGUUCCUCAGGCCAAGGUUAGAAGGGUGGACAGCCAAGAGACAAGCGAGACGGCAAUCAAGUUUGUCGAGCCAGAGAAGCCGCAAAGGCGUCCCAAGGGCCCUACGGGGAAGCGCCAAAAAGCAAAGGCCAUUUGCUCUGCAGCACUGAAGAAGUUGAAGCCGACGCGAUGA
Messenger RNA from Lasiodiplodia theobromae, 291 nucleotides. RefSeq lists its product as uncharacterized. The record is from RefSeq and is a predicted model, not a curated record. Lineage: Eukaryota; Fungi; Ascomycota; Dothideomycetes; Botryosphaeriales; Botryosphaeriaceae. Bases 1 to 291 code for a protein of 96 amino acids. The transcript has a single exon.